Molecule: messenger RNA, 1168 nt
Organism: Vicugna pacos (alpaca)
Lineage: Eukaryota; Metazoa; Chordata; Mammalia; Artiodactyla; Camelidae
Gene: LSM8
Product: LSM8 homolog, U6 small nuclear RNA associated
Biological process (GO): mRNA splicing, via spliceosome
Cellular component (GO): U4/U6 x U5 tri-snRNP complex; precatalytic spliceosome; U6 snRNP
Molecular function (GO): mRNA binding
Source: RefSeq, a predicted model, not a curated record
CGCGGUAUUUGCUACUGCCAGUCAGCGGAAGCCGCCGUAGGGUACUGGCGGGCCUUUUUGGCUCCUCUUGUCGCCGGCGCUGCUGUGUGGACAGCGGCCGGGCCGAGCAUAAUGACGUCCGCCUUGGAGAACUACAUCAACCGAACUGUUGCUGUUAUUACUUCUGACGGGAGAAUGAUUGUGGGAACACUGAAAGGUUUUGACCAGACCAUUAAUUUGAUUUUGGAUGAAAGCCAUGAACGAGUGUUCAGCUCUUCACAGGGAGUAGAACAAGUGGUGCUAGGGUUAUACAUUGUAAGAGGAGAUAAUGUUGCAGUCAUUGGAGAAAUUGAUGAAGAGACAGAUUCUGCACUUGAUUUGGGGAAUAUACGAGCAGAACCUCUGAACUCUGUAGCACACUGAGGGAAAAAACUACAUACAUUGGACAUCUGUAAAUCUUUGUACAGAAACUGACUAUUCUGAGGAUGAUGUGCUGAAUUUUUAUCAAUGUGUAAUUGUGGAUUUUGACUCCAUAUUGAUUCAUUGUAAUAUGAUAUGUAAAUUAAAAUAUUUCUACACUUUUCUUGAAAAAACUUUUUUUAAAAAUCGUAAGAUUGGUGGCUUGGUUUUAUUUUUCUAUUAAAUAGUGUAAAAUCUAAUCAUUAUUUUGAGAACGUUUAGAAAGGAUAUUCUGGUAUUUUAAUGUUUAUGGAAAACUAGUUGAAAAGAGAAAUUCAUGUGCUCUAUAGAUUAAGCAUACAAAUACCAUUUGUUGUACAGCAUACAAAUGUUUCUUUGCCUGAUUUUUAAGAAAGUCACAGGAAGGUAAGUCUUGUCUUCUGCAAUUAUCUGACCCAUCCCUAUUUAUCACACUGCCCUGCUGGUUGCCCCCUACCACUUUGGAAGUGCGGUAAAAGUGUGUUUGGUUGAGAAAAGGAAACAUGCUAACAAAGUUGUAUGUUAUCUGAAAAAAAUUGUUUCCAUAUAUAGUCCUAUAAGCCAUCUGAGCUUUUAAUUUUAAGAAUUGGGGAACUUCUAGUAUUAAAGGGGUUUUGUGUUGUUUAUAAAUGUGAGUAAAUACACCUUAAGUCUAUAUGGAGGCAGUGCUCGCUAUUAUUGUCAACAACUUUCCAUGACUCCCUAUUUCCAUAAACCUGAUUUCAAAAGAAGUAAACAUGUUUUCUCUGAG